Rangifer tarandus platyrhynchus (Svalbard reindeer) is the source of this 306-nucleotide messenger RNA. The record is from the annotation of a GenBank genome assembly. Lineage: Eukaryota; Metazoa; Chordata; Mammalia; Artiodactyla; Cervidae.
AUGCGGCGGACCGGGGGCCGGGACAAGCCCGGUGACGUCAUCGGGUUUGUGAUGUCACCGUCGCUGGCUGCCGCGCCGCUCCGCAGCCUGCGGGCAGGUGACGUCACCGUCGGAACCCGGGCAGACAAGUGCGCGCUGGAGGGAUUAAGCAAUGCUGGCGGCCUGAGUUGCCGGGAAAGAGGAGGAACCAAUGCAACUGCAGAUGCGGUGUGGCGUCCGCACCGUCAGGGCCUCAGCCCCCUUACGGACUGGCUCCGCCCCCGCCGUGACCUUUGCGCGCCAGCCAAUCCGAGCCGGCCGUCGUGA